Molecule: messenger RNA, 1183 nt
Organism: Syngnathus typhle (broad-nosed pipefish)
Lineage: Eukaryota; Metazoa; Chordata; Actinopteri; Syngnathiformes; Syngnathidae
Product: general transcription factor IIF subunit 2-like
Exons: 9
Coding region: 98-913 (271 amino acids)
Biological process (GO): transcription by RNA polymerase II; transcription initiation at RNA polymerase II promoter
Cellular component (GO): transcription factor TFIIF complex
Source: RefSeq, a predicted model, not a curated record
UUUUUGUACCUUCUAAGGCACCGUCUUACAGUACGCAUGCGCGAAAUACUUAGAACAAAAAGCUUCAUUGCAAGAUUUUAAAUACAACAAAGUUACAAUGACGGAGAAAGCAGGAGAAGUAGAUUUAACCGGUGCUAAACUAAAUACAGGCGUUUGGCUUGUAAAGGUGCCCAAGUACCUCUCUCAUCAAUGGGCAAAAGCCACAGGAAGAGGCGAAGUCGGGAAACUCAGAAUCGCCAAGAAAGGUAAUCUAGGGAAACCAGAGGUGUCUUUUACUUUAAAUGAAGAGUUGACUACUAUUGAUGGGAUAGAAGACAAGACAGUGUCUGCACCUCGGGAACAUCCGUUGACAAUGCAGACGGUGGGAGGUCAGACAUUGGCAGUAUUCACAGAGAUGACAUCGGGCCAAUCAGAAGAGAGAUCUGAUGGUGGCAGCUCAGGUUCGGGGGCAGGGGCUGGUCCAGAUAAAAUUGCUUUGGAGGGAGUUGUGGUGCAGAGAGCAGAUUGCAGGCCGGCUGUAAGUGAAGGCUAUAUGAAGCUUAAGAGGUUACAAAUCGAAGAGUCCACCAAGCCGAUCCGGCUGUCGCAGCAGUUAGCAAAACCGGUCACCAACAACUUCAAACCCAAGGCCGACCAUGCGUACAACAUUGAGUACGAGAGGAAAAAGAAGGAAGAAGGCAAGAGAGCUAGAGCGGACAAGCAGCAGGUGUUGGACAUGUUAUUUUCUGCUUUUGAGAAGCACCAAUACUACAACAUCAAAGACCUGGUGGACAUUACCAAACAGCCCGUGAUUUAUCUCAAGGAAAUCCUGCGCGACAUCGGCAUCUACAAUGUGAAAGGGACGCAUAAGAACACGUGGGAGCUAAAGCCCGAGUAUCGACAUUAUCAAGGCGAGGAAAAAGUAGAUGAAUAGGACGAGAUAGUUUGAUGUGAUGGUGUGCCGUGGAACCUCGAUUUGCAAACACUUGGAAAUUAGUGUCAAACAAACUGUAAAUAUUUGUGGAUCAUGUGUGGGGUAUAAGUUUUAAUAGCGUGUUUACAAAAGCAUGAUGACAGACUGCAUCAUAGUUUUAUGCCUUAUUUUUGUGAUUUUCUUUCUUAGCAUUUCCUUCAUCUCCACCCAUUGAAAUAUUUUCUAAAUACAGUAUGAAAAUCAUCUGUAAUAAAUAAGAUUUUGAUUAAA